CAUUUUUCGGCACUGGGUUUUCUCAUCCAUCUGGUUUUAGAGAGAGAGAGAGAAGAGGGAGAAGAAGAUGAGGAAGAAACGGGUGGCGGUGGUGGCUCUGCUGAUACUCUGCAUUGUAGGAUUGGAGCCAAGGUUCAUCCAUGGCGCCACAGAUUCGUCAGACACAUCGGCACUAAACACCAUGCAUAGCAGUAUGAAUUCUCCAUCACAGCUAUCACAAUGGAAGCCAUGGGGUGGUGAUCCGUGUGGUGAAAACUGGCAAGGCAUUACGUGUUUGGAUUCACGAGUCACACAAGUAAAGUUACCAAAUCUCGGUCUUUCUGGAUCACUUGGAUACAUGCUCGAUAAGUUGACUGCUGUUACUGAGUUUGAUCUCAGCAACAAUAACCUUGGAGGUGAUUUGCCAUAUAACCUUCCUCCAAACGUACAACAACUGAAUCUCGCUAAUAACCAAUUCACAGGGAAUGGUCAGUAUUCCAUUUCUUUGAUGGCAUCUCUUAAAUACCUAAGCCUUGCCCACAACCAGUUCAAGGGGCAAUUGGCUGUUGACUUCACGAAACUCACCUCCCUCACUUUCCUGGAUCUCUCUUCUAAUUCUUUCUCGGGUUCUCUACCAAGCAGCUUUACAUCUCUCUCGAGUAUAAAAUCAAUGUAUCUUCAGAACAACCAGUUCACGGGCACGAUAGAUCUCCUAGCCGGACUUCCUCUUGAAAAUCUGAAUAUUGCAAACAAUAAAUUCACUGGUUGGAUCCCAGAUUCACUGAAGGGCAUUAACUUGCUAAAGGAUGGUAACUCGUUUAACUUGGGACCUGCACCUCCAACGCCUCCUGGUACAUCACCUAUCCGUAGAUCUCCGAGCCAUAACUCUCGAGGCAGUGAAAACCACUCUAGUGGUGAUUCCAGUAGCAGUGACUCUCGGAAAUCAGGGAUUGGAGCUGGUGGGAUAGCCGGCAUAAUUAUAUCAUUGUUAGUUGUUGGGGCCGUGGUAUCUUUCUUUCUGUUCAAGAGAAAAAGAUCAAAGAGGCCAUCCUUGGACAUCGAGAGGACUGACAACCAACCGUUCACUCUUACGUCAAAUGAAUUUCAAGAAAAUAAGUCUAUACAGGGUUCCUCAUCAGUUGAAACGAAGAAACUGGAUAUCUCACUGUCAAUUAAUCUCCGCCCUCCUCCAGCUGACCGUCACAAAUCUUUUGAUGAUGAUGAUGAUGAUUCAAUGAGAAAGCCCGUCAUUAUGAAGAAAACCACUGUGGUUCCUUCUAAUGUGAAAGCAUAUUCAGUUGCAGAUCUCCAAAUAGCUACUGGAAGUUUCAGCUUAGAGAAUUUUCUUGGGGAAGGGACUUUUGGACGUGUAUACCGAGCUCAUUUUGAGGAUGGAAAGGUUCUUGCCGUAAAAAAAAUAGAUUCUUCGGCUCUUCCAGGUGACCAGGUUGAUGAUUUUAUAGAAACAGUGUCAAACAUUGCCCGAUUGGAUAAUCCGAAUGUUACCAAACUUGUUGGCUACUGCUCAGAACAUGGGCAACACCUUCUGGUUUACGAGUUCCACAAAAAUGGUUCAUUACAUGACUUUUUACAUCUAUCAGAAGAAGAAAACAAACCGUUAAUAUGGAACUCACGCGUCAAGAUCGCCCUUGGCACUGCACGAGCAUUAGAAUACCUGCAUGAAGUUUGCUCACCAUCUAUUGUCCACAAGAAUAUCAAAUCAUCCAAUAUUUUACUCGACUCAGAGUUGAAUCCCCAUCUCUCAGACUCGGGUCUUACAUGCUUCCUUCCCAUGGCUGAUGAGCUGUUGAAUCAGAGCGAUGAAGGAACAGGAUACAGUGCACCAGAAGUUUCUAUGUCUGGUCAAUAUUCUACGAAGAGUGAUGUUUACAGUUUUGGGGUCGUAAUGCUCGAACUCUUAACAGGGAGAAAGCCAUUUGAUAGCACGAGGCCGAGGUCUGAGCAGUCAUUGGUCAGAUGGGCAACACCUCAGCUUCACGAUAUCAAUGCAUUGGGCAAAAUGGUUGAUCCAUCCCUCAAAAGGCUCUACCCUGUUAAAUCUCUCUCCCGUUUUGCUGAUGUCAUUGCCCUUUGCGUCCAGCCUGAGCCAGAGUUCAGACCACCAAUGUCAGAAGUGGUACAAGCAUUGGUCGUAUUGGUGCAGAGGGCUAAUAUGAGCAAGAGAACCAUUGGAGUUGAUCAAUCCCAACGCUCAAGUAGCGCCGAGGUCAAUGAUUACAUGUAAAUUCAUUGCCGGAGAAAAAAAAAACAAUACUUUGAUCUUUAGCUUCUGUGCUCGGAUUCUGUGUCGGACAAAGUCACAGUGACGAGACAAAACAGGGUUUAUGUUUGGUGAAACUGAAGAACGCUCACUCUCGCAAGUCAUUUGUACAAUCCCAUGCCUCUUUGUAAUAUUUUAUGUUCUUAUUUUUCAGCUUUUUAGAUUCUGAACGUCCCCUUUGUGUACUGUCAACAAAUUAUACGAACUCAAAAAGCAUCAAUGUCAAGACUCAAAAGAGUUGUGCAAAACAAGUCCAGCGUAUAUUAGAUUGAUUUCCAAGAAAAGGGAUAUGAAUCUUUUCUUUUGCCGAAGAUGAUAGAUUCAUAAAUUAAAAAAAAAAA
Messenger RNA from Tarenaya hassleriana, 2601 nucleotides. RefSeq names its product protein STRUBBELIG-RECEPTOR FAMILY 6. NCBI's taxonomy places the organism in Eukaryota, Viridiplantae, Streptophyta, Magnoliopsida, Brassicales, Cleomaceae. The coding region runs from base 68 to 2224 and encodes 718 amino acids. The transcript has 16 exons. Gene Ontology annotation, molecular function: protein kinase activity; ATP binding; receptor serine/threonine kinase binding. Gene Ontology annotation, biological process: protein phosphorylation. The record is from RefSeq and is a predicted model, not a curated record.